Messenger RNA from Pieris macdunnoughi, 384 nucleotides. NCBI's taxonomy places the organism in Eukaryota, Metazoa, Arthropoda, Insecta, Lepidoptera, Pieridae. The record is from the annotation of a GenBank genome assembly.
AUGGCCACACAGGUCUCCGUUGAGGGAAGCGGACCCUCUUAUGCGUCAGUGUUAAAUUUCGGUGGUGCGGAGAGUAACAAAGAAAACAUUGAGUCCACGGAGGUCGUGGAAACUCCUCCUCGACAUGAAGACGAGGGGGAGGAAGGUUUUGUGCCUGUGGUUUCGCACACGAGAAGGCCAGGAAAGAGCCGCAGAGAACGGGAGCGUAGGGCGGCUCCUCGGGCUCAUAACAAGGCAUCGCAGUCACAUUCAGAACCCCAGCCAGCUCCUGAGCAGCAGCAACAAUCAACAGAUCCUCAGCCUAAGAAAUUUGUCGAGGCUCCAAUACCCAAAGUUAACCCUUGGCAGGUUAGUGAUUUCUCAGUGCUAAAUCUUUUUUAUUGA